Humulus lupulus (European hop) is the source of this 2130-nucleotide messenger RNA. RefSeq names its product receptor-like protein 35. The coding region runs from base 1 to 2130 and encodes 709 amino acids. The transcript has 3 exons. The record is from RefSeq and is a predicted model, not a curated record. Gene Ontology annotation, molecular function: protein binding. Lineage: Eukaryota; Viridiplantae; Streptophyta; Magnoliopsida; Rosales; Cannabaceae.
AUGAUCAAAGUUGUUGUGCUUGUGUUGGUGCUAGCCACGAGUCAUGUGUGGAGUAGUGCUACUACUGGAGAUUCUGAUCAAGUCCAUUAUUUCAUAGAGAGGGAGAGACAAGCUCUUCUCAGCAUGAAGCAACACUUUGUUAAUAAUUUCCACCGUCUAUCCUCAUGGACAAGCACUAGACGAGAUUGUUGCGCCUGGAGUGGUAUCAGGUGUGAUAAUUUAACUCAUCAUAUUAUAAGUCUUGAUCUUUAUUUUAACGGAUUGGGUGGUGAAAUUGGUCAUUCCUUGGUUGAUUUGCAACAUUUGAGAUACUUGAAUCUUGGUUUCAAUGAAUUUACUAAAAUUCCUGAGUUUAUUGAUGAUCAUAUCUUCACCUAUAAAAAUUCUUCAAAUUAUCUCACCAAUCUUGAAAUUUUUGACAGUACCAUACCUCCUAAAACAAUUCUUUGGUUGCUAAACAUAAGUUCCAAUCUAAUUAAUCUCACAAUUGCGAAUAAUGAAAUAAAAGGUCCUCUUACACUUCCAAAUUCUUUUGAAAAUAUGAGAUCUCUCGCACGCAUUGAUUUGCCUGAGAAUGGAUUCGAAGGUGAACUACCAAAAUCAUUGGGGAAUCUUUGUAAUCUUCAGGAAUUAGUAUUGAGCUACAACAAAUUCAAUUCAACACUUUGUGAUGUUAUAGGAAGACUUAUUGGUUGUGCUAAUAAUUUAGAAAUUUUGGAUUUGAAUUCAAACCAAUUUGAAGGACCACUGCCCAAUAUUUCAACGUUUAGUUCAUACCUUAGACAUUUGGAUGCCUCUAAUAAUAAGCUUAAUGGUACUCUGCCUGAAGGAAUUGGAGAGCUCCAACAACUCAAGUAUUUAGAUCUCUCCUCAAACUCUUUCACUGGUGCUUUACCUAAAAGUAUUGGUAAGCUUCAGCAUCUCAGGAACUUGGAUCUCUCUUCAAACACUUUCAUUGGGCUUGUCACUGAAGUCCACUUUCAAAAACUUUCCAAGUUGAAUAGUCUUUAUUUAUCCCAUAACUCCUUAUUAACAUUGAGGAUCAAUUCUACUUCGAUUCCACCAUUUCAACUAGAUGCUCUAUCAUUGAGGUCUUGCAACUCAGGUCCACAAUUUCCUACUUGGCUCAAAACCCAAAUAAUUAUCUCAACACUUGAUCUUUCAAACUCUGAAAUUCAUGAUGAAAUCCCCAAUUGGUUUUUCCGUCAAACUCUGACAUUGUAUUUUCUAAAUCUAUCUUCAAAUCAAUUUCGUGGAUUAAUACAACUUCUUGACAUUUCCAAUAAUAUGUUGAAUGGAAGCCUCCCUGAUUGUCAGUGGAACAUGAAGGAUUUGAUUGUUCUGAAACUAGAUAACAAUAAUUUGUCUGGAGUAAUUCCAAGAUCAAUUGGUUCGUUAUCUAAAAUUCAGCAUUUGCUUUUGGGACAUAAUAAUUUUUCUGGAAAUCUUCCUUCAUCUUCAAAGAAUUGUACAAAACUUGAAGUUCUUGAUAUCGAAUCCAAUAAUCUAGAAGGAAAUAUACCAUCUUGGAUUGGGGAAAGACUCACAAAUCUGAUUUUGCUUCGAAUAAGAUCAAAUAAUUUCUAUGGAAUUAUACCAUUAAAUGUAUGCCAUCUUCAAUUUGUUCGAAUAUUUGACAUUUCCAUAAAUGCUAUAUUUGGAUAUAUUCCGUCAUGCAUAAAUUUUUUUACCUCUAUGGUAGCCAAGGCCAAGGAGAACAAGUUUAAUGAUUCGAAAGACAUUGGCACAAUGACUGCCGUUGUACGGUCUGAUGUUAUUAUAUCGAUCAUGUGGAAAGGUAUUCUUCGUGAGUAUAGCAGCACUCUUGGAUUAUUAAGAGUGAUUGAUCUCUCAUGUAAUAAUUUGAUUGGAAAAAUUCCUGAAGAGUUAACAAAUCUUGUUGAAUUGGUUCAACUUAACAUUUCAAGGAAUAAUUUGAAUGGCACUAUCCCUAUGGAGAUCGGGAACUUGAAUAAGUUAGAUGCUCUAGAUUUAUCCCACAACAAGCUUUGUGGUGUAAUUCCAACAAGCUUGGCAAGCAUAUCUUCUUUGUCGUUCUUGGAUCUGUCAAGUAACAAAUUAUCAGGAAAAUCCCCACCGACACUCAACUACAAAGUUUUGAUGCUUUGA